Caenorhabditis bovis is the source of this 2031-nucleotide messenger RNA. NCBI's taxonomy places the organism in Eukaryota, Metazoa, Nematoda, Chromadorea, Rhabditida, Rhabditidae. The record is from the annotation of a GenBank genome assembly.
AUGAUUGUUCGCACAAAACCACACGUCGCUUUCAAAUGCUUGAUUGCAUUUACUCUCAUUUUCUACGCAAUUCAACCAGUUGUACUCAUAAUCUAUGAUGUUGGCUCGCGAAUACUCAAUAAAACCAAUCAAGCAGCUCCUAAAGAGGAGUUGUUCGCAUUCAUCACUUCUUCCUACUACUAUCCUGUUUCUAAAAGCCUUGGCAACAACUCGCUGGCUCUUAUAUUAACAAUAAAUGACGAGAAGAAGGCGGAAUCGUGGAUGGAAAUGCAAUGGUGGAACGGUGUCGAGCAGCCGAAAAUCAUGGUGCUUGCACGCAAUUCAACCGACGCUGUUUUGCGGACAACCGAUUAUCAAAGAGUAACUCCACAUAUGGUUUGCAAGAUGAUCACAGUGUUCGCCACCGUUCAAUUAUUGCCGAAUGUCAAGAGCAUUUCAUUAGUUGGAGAGAAUGGGAUCGUCGAGAUUCCGUUCAAUCGGCCUUCAGCAAUUCCGAGAGACGUCGUUGUGUGCAUUUCACCGCUUUUCGUCAACGAGCAAUGGCAGAAUUUUCUGUUCGCUGUGCAUAUUUACAAACACUUCGGAGCUCAUAUGCAUUUGUAUCUGAUCAGCGCGAUCGACUCCUUCUACGAUCUAAUGAGAGUUUAUGAGGAUAUGGGCUAUAUGACAAUCCAGCCGUGGGUGAGUGUGAAGUUCCCGGAAAUCCCAUCAAACGUCGUCGAUCCCAACAACACGAUCGAGUUUCGGAAUCAAGCCGCCUCGCAAUCAGACUGUCUUCUUCAAUUCAAAGAAUCGGCGAAGUUCGUGACAUUCCUUGAUUUUGAUGAUGUUCUGAUACCAAAACUCGCACCGACGUACGCUAAGGAAUUCGCGGCGAUCAUCGGAAACAACAAACACAUCUCCUAUAUUCAUUAUCACAAAGAAAAUCACGAUGUGAUGACGGUGAAGAAUGCGGAGAAGUUCUCGUUCGAGCGAAUGCUUCAAAGUUUGACCUACGAGCAUGUGAGGGAAACUGGAAAAAUGGUUGCGAUUCCAACAAAUCUCAAUUACACUUGGAUUCAUUUUCCGCCGUAUAUGCCAAGAGGAAUGACCAAAAUAAUUACUGAGAAAAAUGUGAUAACUCAUCUCAAAAAUAUUUAUUGGAUGGAUGAUAUUCUUGGCGUUUGGAACAAUCGACUUCCGACAUUCUAUAACGACGACGGUCAGGACAUCAUCAAAUCAAAGGACGUCGGACUAAUCGAAUCGGAUUUGAGGAGAAUAAUGCGAACUGCCCGUGUUCGCCGAAUUCUUGAAAAGCUACCCAGACAACGCUACUACUCUGAUCUGGUGGGUCAGUGCUACUACGAGAAGUUCUACUAUUAUCAUUAUUCUGGAAGGACUAGCAAGAUUACCUGCCCGGGUCCUCAUAUGUGCGAGUACCCCCAAUUGCCAAAUUUGAAAUGUGUUCACGUCGACGCCACCUAUCCCAAAAUCACGCGGAUGAACCCAUUGACCGUCAACUUUGCAACCGAUGCGAGGAGAAAAAAAAUCGCUCCGAAGUAUCGGCAACGGAAUGAAAAUGGACGUGUUUAUGGAACAAUCCAGUGCAGAUCGCCGUCCACUGCGAGUUUCAGAAAAACUGUAGUUUGUAUGGACGAUUCGACUUUUGUUAUCGUCGACUAUCACCGCGAUGAAGAACGAAUUAGCUUGGAUUUUGAUAUUCAUAGGAUGACAGAACAAUGGAAAGUUUCAAACGAUGAUGGAUUUUUGUUUAGUGGUGUCACUCAGCUGGAUACAACAUUCGGAUUGAGCGGGCUGUAUGUCACUUUGAUGUGCACCACAGUAAAGAUAUUCAAGUCGAAAAAAUCAAAAAAGCCGAGAACUAUUGGCAUUAGCUAUUUGUUGCACUCCAAAAAGACUAUGGAAUGCCACAAGUUUCACGCAAACCAUGUGAACGAAUACCUGCAAAAGCAAGGUUUCAAAAAUGACCGCGUUGUGCCUGGAUUCAUCACGGACGGUGAAAAAUCCUUUGAGGAAUAUUACAAGGUUUGA